AUGUUUAUCCAAGACCAACAAACUUGUGCCGCUUUCACAGACCCAUUUUCCGAAGACGACGAUGACUUGUUCUACAAAGACGCCGUACGGGCAUGCAUAGAAAGCCACAACAUACACAGCGAUAAAUGCGAAGUCACUUUUCGCUUGAAGUACAAGCUCACCUACACUGGCCCGUGGUACUAUGUCUGGCUCGAAGAAAAAGAGCUCCAACUAUUGAUGCCUAUCGUCGUAUUGGCCUACUGGAAGAGCCUGGGAGGCCGCUGCCAAACGACACAGUUCCCCAAGUACCACGUGUUGAGAAUCCUCGAAGAGGAAAAACGACAUUACAAGAUACAAUGGAUAGGCUAUAGCGAAGAAGAUUUUUCAUGGGAGACCAAGAAGAAGAUCAAGGAUAUUUGUCCUUGGGCUGUGCCGGCAUGGAAGGCCUGGAACAAGAAUUAG
Messenger RNA from Fusarium pseudograminearum CS3096, 441 nucleotides. RefSeq lists its product as uncharacterized. Bases 1 to 441 code for a protein of 146 amino acids. The record is from RefSeq and is a predicted model, not a curated record. NCBI's taxonomy places the organism in Eukaryota, Fungi, Ascomycota, Sordariomycetes, Hypocreales, Nectriaceae. The transcript is spliced from 3 exons.